GCGACACCAAUUUCCGUUGUCCGAAAAAAACUUCAGGGAUAUGUCGGCUUCGCUAACCUUCCAAACCAGGUCCAUAGGAAGUCCGUGAAAAAGGGAUUUCACUUCACAAUAAUGAUAGUUGGCGAAUCCGGUCUGGGUAAAUCAACCCUUGUUAACACUUUAUUCGGUACAACCCUUUAUCCUAAUAAAACUGAUGCCGAACCAUCGGACGAAACACCAAAGACCGUAGAAAUCCAAUCUCUCUGCGCAGACAUUGAAGAAAAUGGAGUUAAAUUAAGGCUUACAGUUGUGGAUACCCCUGGAUUUGGCGAUUUUGUCAACAACGAGGAAAGCUGGAAACCAAUUCUCGAAAACAUCGAAGCUCGUUUUGAUGCAUACCUCGAGCAAGAAAAUCGUGUGAACCGCCGUAAGAUGGUUGAUAACCGUGUGCAUGCUUGCAUUUACUUUAUCGCACCCACCGGCCAUUCGCUCAAACCUUUGGACGUAGAAUUCAUGAGACGGCUACAUACCAAAGUUAACCUCAUCCCUGUUAUUGCCAAGUCCGAUACAUUAACCGAAGAUGAAAUCAAACAAUUCAAACAACGUAUUCUAGACGAUAUUGCUUACCACAAAAUUCAAAUUUAUCAAGCUCCACAAUAUGAAUACGAUGAUCAAGAGACCGUAGCCGAAAAUCGAGAAAUAAUAAGCAAAAUCCCGUUUGCAAUUGUUGGUAGUGACAAGGAAGUAGAACUCCCAGAUGGUCGCCGCGUCCGUGGACGUAAAUACCCAUGGGGUGUUAUUGAAGUUGACAACGAAGAACACAACGACUUUGUCAAACUUCGACAAAUGUUGAUUCGAACUCACAUGGAAGAACUCAAAGAAUAUACUAAUGAUGUUCUAUAUGAGAACUAUCGCUCCGAGAAACUUGUCACCAUGGGAGUACAGCAAGAUCAAACGGUAUUUAAGGAAGUAAACCCACUUGCCAAGAUGGAAGAAGAGCGUCAAUUACACGAGGCCAAAUUACAAAAGAUGGAGACUGAAAUGAAGAUGGUAUUCCAACAGAAAGUCCAAGAGAAGGAGGCUAAAUUGAAACAAUCCGAAGAUGAAUUAUACGCUCGUCACAAGGAGAUGAAAGAUGCACUGGAGAAACAACGUCUAGAAUUAGAGGAAAAGAAGAAGCGAUUGGAGUCUGGUAGACCGCUUACCCCCGAAAAAGGAAAGAAGAAGGGUGGUUUCCCAUUUAAUAAAUAA
Messenger RNA from Acaulospora colombiana, 1230 nucleotides. NCBI's taxonomy places the organism in Eukaryota, Fungi, Glomeromycota, Glomeromycetes, Diversisporales, Acaulosporaceae. The record is from the annotation of a GenBank genome assembly.